GCUCCCACGGUCUGGAGCUCAGCCGAUCCUGGUCCAGUCAUGGCUCUGCGGGUCGAUACCAAGCUCCUCCUCAGUAUCCUCGUCCUCUUCUGCUGCUGCACAGUUUGUGCUUGUCAGCUUCCUGUCAGCUGCUGCUUGUCCGCCUCCAACACCUGCUUGCCCCCCCGCGCCGUCGUGGACUACCGUCUUCAGGCCGCCGGUCACGGCUGCCGCAUCGAUGCCGUCGUCCUGGUGUCCAGACGAGGUUUGAGGUUGUGUGUCGCUAGCGAUGCUCCAAAGGUGGAGGAGGUGAUGAAACAUGUGGAUCACCUGAAGGAAACCUGCAACAACAACAACUACAAGGGCAAACGCUGCGUCGGAGUGAAGCACCCCAGCCAGGAUGGAAGCUGAAGCGAUAAAAACACGUCAGCGUCGCUCAUCACAUUAACUCUGAUUUUUUUUUUUUUACUUUAAAAAGCAUGAAUUUUCACAAUAAAACCUUACAGCUCUUCAC
Molecule: messenger RNA, 493 nt
Organism: Dunckerocampus dactyliophorus (ringed pipefish)
Lineage: Eukaryota; Metazoa; Chordata; Actinopteri; Syngnathiformes; Syngnathidae
Gene: ccl19a.1
Product: chemokine (C-C motif) ligand 19a, tandem duplicate 1
Exons: 4
Coding region: 40-390 (116 amino acids)
Biological process (GO): cellular response to tumor necrosis factor; chemokine-mediated signaling pathway; neutrophil chemotaxis
Cellular component (GO): extracellular region
Molecular function (GO): CCR chemokine receptor binding; chemokine activity
Source: RefSeq, a predicted model, not a curated record